Owenia fusiformis is the source of this 496-nucleotide messenger RNA. Lineage: Eukaryota; Metazoa; Annelida; Polychaeta; Sabellida; Oweniidae. The record is from the annotation of a GenBank genome assembly.
AACAAUAAUAUUUGACUGCGAGUUGUCUGCAGAGUUAAUCGCUCCUGAUAGUGUACAAUUUGAAUUUGAAACUGGUUCCAACGAGAAAUGCAAAAUUCCGCCCGGAUCCAUUCCAAGCUCGGGUGUAAGCGAGGAUGGAGAGUAUUACGUCAAAAUGGAAGCAACAUAUGCACAGGGACGGGGUAAUGCCGACAAAUGUCAAAUAAAAGCUGAUGUAGAAGAAACAGUUGUCGUGGCAACGACACCCAGGAGAAGUAUACGAUUCCGCGUGCUUCCAUGUCGUACAAGUGCUGAGCCCAUGUCAUUCUUGCCUAGACCAUUUGGUGAAAGGUUACCAUUUAAUCCAUGUCUAUGUAAAAAUCGUGGAGAGUGUGUGCGUGAUGAGAUUGGAGUGAGGGUGGAUUGCAAAUGUCAAAGAGGUUUCACUGGAGCCCGAUGUGAGCUGCCCACGUCUCAAUAUAGCUUGCCAUGUAAUAGGCCCUCAAGGAACCCGUCU